UAGCGGGGACGUGGUUUUUUUAUUUUUAGUGUGUUUACUUUAUUUUAGCGUGUUUUUUAUUUUUUUAGCGUGUUCCUAUUCCAAAAUGAAACAAAGUGAUGACCAUCGAGGUGGUACGCAGCAAGACUAUCAAUCUCGAGAUGGAGCUCAUGAUGGAAGCGGUGCUAGUAGUUCUCAUGGUGAACAUGGAAGCUCACAACCAGAAGUGAUUUUGACGGAGGAGUCAGAGAAGGUAGAUAUGAACGAAUUUCUGCGGCUUAAAAACAAUGAAAUUGAGAUGACGAAAAUGGAGAAACUUCUUGAGGAGAAUUCAGAGCUUCUCAAAUGCAUUGAACAAUCGCGGAGAGAAGCUUGGACGACUAUGCCUAAUAAAGUUGAUAAGGAAAUCUACACGCCUUCUAAAUUCCUUGACGAGGCCAAAGAAUGUCUCAAUGUGUAUCCGCCAAAUCUGGUACAGAGUAGUGAAAAAACUUGGCAAGGUUUUGCUUCCGCUGUAGCUCUGUUUCUUAAAGAUUUAGAAGUGAUCGAGUGGGGUGGUUCAAAAUUUGUUGGUAUAAAUCUACGAAGCUAUUCUUCAACUAUCAGUGUGGGAUAUUUUUUGGCUACUAUGGCAGCACAUUUUUGUUCCGAGAUGGAACUUUCAAUUGCUGUUGGAUGCGCUGAAGAUUGCUACGAUAAUUUCAACUAUUGCAAUUUGACCCAUAACCUAAUUGAGGAAUCCAUUGAGGAAAUUGAGAAUUACAUUAAAAAAUUGAAUAAGCUGAACAAUUCAAGAAAAUUUAUUGCGGCACACAUAGCUCCUUUUGUGGAAAAAGGAGAAUACGACCAAUCAACAAAAAUGCUUUAUUUUAAUAAAAAGAAGGUUAAAGACUCCAUUUGCGGUGUUGAAUAUUCAUUUGACUUGGAAUUUGAUGAAAAAAAGGAAGAGGAUGUUGUGGCUAGUGUUUUGAACAAAUAA
Molecule: messenger RNA, 958 nt
Organism: Meloidogyne enterolobii
Lineage: Eukaryota; Metazoa; Nematoda; Chromadorea; Rhabditida; Meloidogynidae
Source: the annotation of a GenBank genome assembly